Sinocyclocheilus grahami is the source of this 462-nucleotide messenger RNA. RefSeq names its product myosin-6-like. NCBI's taxonomy places the organism in Eukaryota, Metazoa, Chordata, Actinopteri, Cypriniformes, Cyprinidae. The transcript is spliced from 4 exons. The record is from RefSeq and is a predicted model, not a curated record. Bases 1 to 462 code for a protein of 153 amino acids.
AUGGAUGCUGUUUGUCAGGUCGUGUCUGUUGGGCGCUCGCUCUCGGAUGAGCGACAGGUAGAAGCUGAGCACGAGGAGCUGGACUGGGAUAGUUUCACCACAUCCAUCCCACUCCAUCAGUCCUCAGACUCUGCAUUGAGGAAGCUCUCUGAAGAUCUCACCCAGAAGAACGAGCUGGUUCACAAACUGCAGAAAGAAAAGGAGCACCUGGUGGAGUUGAGCCAGCAGGCCAUCGAGGACUUACAGUGCGAGGAAGAGAAGGUGAACCUCCUGACCAAAGAGAAAGCCAAGCUGAAGCUGCAGGCAGAGGAUCUGGAGUAUCUGUUGGAGCAGGAGAGGAAACAGAGGAUGGAUUUGGAGAAGAGCAGGCGGAGGCUGGAGGGAGACGGUAGGAACACUAUGGACAACCAGACAGAGAUGGGCAAGAUGAGGGCCAGUCUGGAGGAGAUGAUCAGGAGGUGA